This is a messenger RNA of Penicillium concentricum, 1851 nucleotides long. RefSeq names its product Zn(II)2Cys6 transcription factor. Gene Ontology annotation, molecular function: zinc ion binding; DNA-binding transcription factor activity, RNA polymerase II-specific; transcription cis-regulatory region binding. The record is from RefSeq and is a predicted model, not a curated record. Gene Ontology annotation, biological process: positive regulation of transcription by RNA polymerase II. NCBI's taxonomy places the organism in Eukaryota, Fungi, Ascomycota, Eurotiomycetes, Eurotiales, Aspergillaceae. The transcript is spliced from 3 exons. Gene Ontology annotation, cellular component: nucleus. The coding region runs from base 1 to 1851 and encodes 616 amino acids.
AUGAAUGCCUUUCCCCUGAAUGGCUCGACGCAGUCGUCUUCCUUCACACCCGGCCAGCCCACUUCUGCCCCGAAAAAGGGUAGGACACGGCAAUCAGGCACGGCAUGGACUCGCUCAGGAUGCAUAACCUGCAAAAAAAGGCGCAAGGCCUGCGAUAAGGCCAAACCUAGUUGCAACAAUUGUCUCAAGCAAGGCCGGACGUGCGAGGGUUAUGGCUCUAUAUGGGCAGAGCCGUUAGGUCCAUCGGCCCAGGUAUUCUCACAGACGGAGACUUCAAAACGCCGACGACUCAGUGCGUCCUCGUCGUCUCAAUUACCUUCACCGGCACCGUCCCCGUCCUCGGAUGCAUGGCUCGAGACUAAUUUAUCUCCCGGGCCGGGGACUUCCCUGGCCUGGUCUGUUCCAUCUUCUCCUCGGGGAUAUGUAUCAUUUGAAGCAGCUACCAGUCCGGUCCAGGAUGUAGAGGAAUACAGUUCUGGCCUGGAUAUUGAUUUGCAUAGCUCUGUCGCGGUGAUCCCACAGCCUCAGGGGUAUAUCAGUCAUCUCUCAACACAUGAGACUCAUUACCUCCAAUAUCACAUGGAGCAGGGGUCUCGACUGCUAGCAAAUCUAGAGAGCGAUGGUAAUCCCCUUCGGUCGAUGUUGAUUCCCAGGGCAAUGUCGUCACCUCUGCUGAUGAAGGCCGUAUGUGCCGUCUCUGCUCUUCAUCUAGCAAAUCGCUCCCAUGGCUUUGGAGCACAUACGGCUGCAGUCAAAUACUACAGUGGGACGCUCAGCGGACUCCGCGCAGCACUGGACAAGUGUUCAACAGAGGUUUUCCCUGACGAUGCCAUGCUGGCAGUCGGUCUACUAUGCAAAUACGAGAUCGUCCGUGGUAGCGUUAAGCAAUGGGUUGUUCAUCUCAAUGCAUUGCAACGUUUGAUCGUUUCACGCGGUGGAUUUGCUUCAAUGGAUCGAGAUGCAGCCGAGUUCCUGCGUGGACUAUUCGUAUAUGCCUAUAACAUGGCCCGGAUCAGCAACCGCAAGUGUAUCACUUCAACGGAUUUUUUUGUCGAUAGCGAUAUCGGUAUCCCAAAAUUGGACAUAUAUAUUGGAUACACAGAGGAAAUCCUCAAAUUAUGUGCACGCAUCGCAGAGCUGCCUUCCCUCCAAACUGACACGUUGGCUCUUCGACUCAGCGUUGCAUCCAUGUUUGUCUCCCUCCGUGGUUAUAAAAAGCAGUCUAGUCGAACAUCCGUGUUAACACCCCAUCUCAGAAACGAAUCCCUCCUCACCUGGUCUCACACUUCAACACCCUACAUAAUUCCCCAAGGGACGUCACCAGCAACCCUAACUCGGCUUCAACUCGUAGCGGAAUGUUUCCGUGACGCAGGAUUUGUCUAUCUCCACUCGAUCAUGGAGCGCAUUAGCAGAACCUAUCCAGAUGCCUCUUCCUCCAUCAACACUGGUACCAUUGUCAACGUUCGGCUAGAGGGGACACCAUCUCUCUCAACACAAGACUGGGCUCCUCUCAUCUCCGCGCCGAAAAGCCUCGCCGUCUACCGCUGUCUUUCCCGCGUUGAGACUUUCCCGCUGGGUGACCACUGCGAAUACUCGGCGCUCACAUUCCCGCUCUUUAUAUCUGGGUGUGAGAGUGAUAACGUAGCGGACAGAGAGGUUGUGCUUCGUUCUUUGGGCAAGCUACAGGAUAAUUUUGGGAUUGGGAAUGUUAGGCGUGCAAAAGAGUUAUUGGGGAUCUUGUGGGGGAGACAGGAUGCUAAUUUCGAUUCUCAGUUUAUUGGCAUGGGUCAGAAAAAUGUACAUUGGUUAGAUAUUGUGGAGGAGCUAGGGUGGGAAUUGAUUCUUGCAUAG